AUGCUGCCUUCACUUCUCCUCUCUCUGCUCUCUGUCCUGGCAGAAGGGGCCAGCCUCCAGCCAAUCAGAACCAACCACCUGGGGAUGUGUCCCAACCAGCUGAACCCCAACCUCUGGGUGGACGCUCAGAGCACCUGCGAACGGGAGUGCCAAGCCGAUCAGGAUUGCGAAGGCUUUGAGAAAUGCUGCACCAAUGUUUGUGGCUUGCGGAGUUGUGUGGCUGCCCGCUACGCUGACGGAAGCGUCUCUUCGUUGGAACAGGUGCAGGAAGCCACCUGCGAGAGUUUCGUCUGCACCCAGCAGGGCUCGGACUGUGAUAUUUGGGACGGGCAAGCUGUCUGCAAGUGCAAGGACAGGUGUGAGAAGGAGCCCAACUUCACCUGUGCCUCCGAUGGACUCACCUACUACAACAAGUGUUACAUGGAUGCCGAGGCCUGUAUCCGGGGCAUCAGCCUGGCAGUGGUGCCUUGCAAGUACAUCUUUACCUGGCCCAAUACCAGCCCGGUGCCAGUGGAGACCACUACUCACCCCACCCCUGGGGCAUCUCCGGAGCUGCCAAUCCCACCGGCUCUCUACAACAAUCCUUUCCACCAGCUUGUCUACAUGGGAGGCACCGUGAGCUUCCACUGUGACGUGAGCGGGCGUCCUCGUCCCGACAUCACCUGGGAGAAGCAGAGUGACCAUCAGGAGAACUUCAUCAUGCGGCCCGACCAGAUGUACGGCAACAUGGUGGUGACCAACAUUGGCCAGUUGGUCAUCUACAAUGCCCAGCCUGAAGAUGCUGGAAUCUACACAUGUACGGCUAGGAAUUCUGCUGGCCUCCUGCGCGCUGACUUCCCGCUCUCGGUGGUCAAGAAGGAACACUCCAGAGGAGAGCCACGAGUUUCUAGUACGUUGAAGCUCCCACCCAACGAAUGCUUGAAGGAACCAGAUACCCAGGAUUGUGAGACCUCCCAAACCCGCUGGCACUUUGACUCCAAAAAGGGCUCCUGUGUUACUUUCCGUUACGGCAAUUGUGGGGCGAACCAGAACCAUUUUGACACUUACGAGGAGUGUCAAGUGGCCUGCGUCAGCCACGCAAUCAACCUGUGUACUCUCCCCAUGGUGCAAGGACCCUGUAAGAACUGGGAACCUCGCUGGGCCUACAACCACCUGAUGAAGCAGUGCCAUUCCUUUAUCUACGGCGGUUGCGAGGGCAACGAGAACAACUUUGACAGCAAGGAAAGCUGCGAGGACACCUGCCCCUUCCCCAAGACCUUGCUGUGCAAAAGCUGUCGCCUGAAAAGUAAGAUGGUAUUGAGCCUCUGCCGCAGCGAUUUUGCCAUCGUGGGGCGACUGAUGGAGAUCGUCGAGGAUCAAGACUCUGGGAUCGCCCGUUUUGCCCUGGACGACGUUCUCAAGGACGAGAAGAUGGGCCUCAGGUUCUUCAACAUCAAGUAUCUGGAAGUCACCAUGACGGACAUGGACUGGAACUGCCCCUGUCCCAACAUGACCACGGAGGAUGGGCCUCUCAUCAUCAUGGGGGAAGUCCACGAUGGCAUGGCUGUCCUUGACCCCAACAGCUAUGUCCGGACUGCCAAUGACAAGCGGGUCAAGAAGAUUUACGAGCUGCUGGAGAAGAAGACCUGUGAGUUGCUCAACCGCUUCCAGGACUAG
This is a messenger RNA of Protobothrops mucrosquamatus (brown spotted pit viper), 1656 nucleotides long. It is a transcript of the gene WFIKKN1, whose product is annotated as WAP, follistatin/kazal, immunoglobulin, kunitz and netrin domain containing 1. Bases 1 to 1656 code for a protein of 551 amino acids. Gene Ontology annotation, biological process: negative regulation of transforming growth factor beta receptor signaling pathway. The record is from RefSeq and is a predicted model, not a curated record. Gene Ontology annotation, cellular component: extracellular region. Gene Ontology annotation, molecular function: serine-type endopeptidase inhibitor activity; receptor antagonist activity; transforming growth factor beta binding. The transcript is spliced from 2 exons. Lineage: Eukaryota; Metazoa; Chordata; Lepidosauria; Squamata; Viperidae.